AUGCCGAGCCAGGGGCGCCUGCGGGCGCAUACCUGGCGGAGGUCCCUAAGAGGCCCCUGGGGGGUUGUAUUCCUUGUAGGACUGUGGCUAGCAAUAUGCGGCUCAAGAGGAGCCGUUGUAUACGCGGAGGAGACAGCAGCAACAGCUGCUGAUUUCCCCGACUGUCCCCUCAUGGACUCCAGCUGUCUCCUCAACUACACCGUCUCAGCCCCCGACUACUUCUACCGCAGGCGAAUAGAGGCACCUGCCUCCCCAAUAUCCGUUCGGGCGCCACUGGAGGGAGAGCAGCAGCAGCAGCAGCAGCGGCAGCUGCAGCAGCGGGAGACGAAAGAGCAGCAGGAGGUACAGCAUCAGCAACAAGGAGUGGGCUCGUCGGGUUCAGCAGCUUCGACGGAGCUACCGGGAGAGGCGGGCGAUAAGCCCGCUAAGGAAACGAAGCUCCUGAAGCAUAUACAGCAUCAGCAACAAGGAGUGGGCUCGUCGGGUUCAGCAGCUUCGACGGAGCCAAUGGGAGGGGCGGGCGAUACGUCUGCUAAGGAAACGAAGCUCCUGAGUCAGUCAGAGGUGUUUGAGUUUGCAGUUCGACGGCUGCAGAGCAUCGGGGGGUUCUUUGGGUCGCAACGUCCCGGAGCUGGGGGCAGCCAGUCUGCUGCUGGAGCCGACGGGGCUGGAGGGCGGCGGCGUCAGCAGCAGCCCUCUCCCCUGUCUCUCGAGUUGGGGGAUCCUUUGGAUGCCAGUGGUGGACGGGGCUCGCGGCCUCUCCUGGAGAGCAACGGGUUGAUAUGCGAAGACGACGAGAGGGUUGAGGAGGGGGGGCGGCGGCGUCAGCAGCAGCCCUCUCCCCUCUCUCUCGAGUUGGGGGAUCCUUUGGAUGCCAGUGGGGGACGGGGCUCGCGGCCUCUCCUGGAGAGCAACGGGUUGAUAUGCGAAGACGACGAGAGGGUUGAGGACUUUGGGGUGAAGUGCCGGCUGAUUGCUCGGUCGCUUGGUGGCCGCUUAGGCUGCGAGAAGCGUCUGAUAGACAUAUCCCCAGACGGGAGACUGCCUGCUAACAUCCCCGCCUUCAGCCGCGUAGCAGACGCUUGUCCUAUGACCUGCGGGCUCUGCGAGGAAUGCGCCCCAGGCUGCGCCCUCUGGUUCCUCGGCAACACUCUUUGUGAUGAAGUCUGCAACAACGCCGCCUGCCAGUUCGAUGGCGGAGACUGCUGGAGCGCAGACUGUGUCGUGGGGCCCUGGGCCGAGUGGUCACCCUGCAGCGUCACCUGCGGGGGCCCUGGUACACAGCGCAGGCGCAGAGAGAUCAAAAGCAGAGCCAAGCAAGGAGGGGCCCCUUGCCCUAAACUCGAGGCUAACAUCCCCGCCUUCAGCCGCGUAGCAGAUGCUUGCCCUAUGACCUGCGGGCUCUGCGAGGAAUGCGCCCCAGGCUGCGCCCUCUGGUUCCUCGGCAACACUCUUUGUGAUGAAGUCUGCAACAACGCCGCCUGCCAGUUCGACGGCGGAGACUGCUGGAGCGCAGACUGUGUCGUGGGGCCCUGGGCCGAGUGGUCCCCCUGCAGCGUCACCUGCGGGGGCCCUGGCACACAGCGCAGGCGCAGAGAGAUCAAAAGCAGAGCCAAGCAAGGAGGGGCCCCUUGCCCUAAACUCGAGGAAACACGGCAAGGGUGCAACGCAGACGUGCCGUGCCCGAGCCACUGUCAGGUGGGCCCGUGGACAGAGUGGUCUGCCUGCUCCGAACCUUGUGGGCCCGGUGUCAGUGUGAGGGAGCGGCCAGUGCUGAAAGAACCGGACGCUGAAGGCAAGCUGCUGCUGCUCCCCGUUUCGUCGCUGCUGCAGCGUGGCAUCCGCGGCUGCAGCACAGUCUCUUUGCUGCUUGAAGCAGUCUCUCGGAACGUAGAUAGCAAACCGUUGAGAGACACUGCAGAGACAAGAUGA
Eimeria mitis is the source of this 1932-nucleotide messenger RNA. RefSeq names its product Thrombospondin type 1 domain-containing protein, related. The transcript is spliced from 6 exons. NCBI's taxonomy places the organism in Eukaryota, Apicomplexa, Conoidasida, Eucoccidiorida, Eimeriidae. The record is from RefSeq and is a predicted model, not a curated record. The coding region runs from base 1 to 1932 and encodes 643 amino acids.